Neospora caninum is the source of this 4605-nucleotide messenger RNA. Its product is annotated as putative sulfate transporter. Gene Ontology annotation, cellular component: membrane. The record is from RefSeq and is a predicted model, not a curated record. NCBI's taxonomy places the organism in Eukaryota, Apicomplexa, Conoidasida, Eucoccidiorida, Sarcocystidae. The transcript is spliced from 9 exons. The coding region runs from base 1 to 4605 and encodes 1534 amino acids.
AUGCAUUUUCUCGAGACAGAGGAGGCGCCACCUGGCCCUCUUCCGCUCCGUUCGGACGCGUCAACAGGCUGCCAGGCGACUGGUCCAGGGCUGUCCACGUCCCACGCCCCGUCGUCAGCGGCCGCGCCUCCGUCGCCUGCAGAGUGUCGAGACGCGGCCAGGCCGCUCUUCUCCUCCGCCGCUGUGCAUGCGAGUCCCCCGUCGCCUUCUCUCCUCGCCUCGGUGUCUGACAGUGCGGAGCGUGAAGCUGGUGCCGAGGCCCAGGCGCCGCCAGGACGUCCGCCUUCGCUGGGCUUUCGAGGAGCGGAACCGCCCUCGCCCGCAGCGUCUGCCGCAGGACACACUUCAGGCGCUGUCCACUUCGCUUCGGGUUCUCAGCAAGAAAGCCAGUCAUCGUCCCCAGAGGCGCGUCCGCCUGCGCUCCUUGUUUCUUCGCGUUUGGUCCUCGAACCUUGCGGUGCGGACGCCCCACGGCGAACUCCGCAGCACGCGCUUGACGCGUCUGGAGGCCCAGGAGACUCCUCCGGUUCUCCGCCAGGACGGGCGGGCGGCCGAGGAGGCCGAGGAGGCAAAGAUGACGAGGUUCCGGUUCCUGUUUCUCCGUCUCAGGUGCGAGCAGCCGGCGUGUCUCGAGUGUCCCCACGAAUUGUCGGCGUGUACUCCUCGGGGAACGAGUCGGGGCUCGCGGCCAAGAAGCGGGGCAACAGACCCCCGGACGAAGGCGGCGCCCUCACCAAGGCGACGCUUGUGUACGGAGAGGAGGGAGCGAGGAGGCGGCAGGACAGGGAAGGCGACAAAGAUGCCUCGUCGCAAGACGGUUUCAGGAUGCUGGGCGCCGCGCCGCGGCCUGGACCCUCUGUGGCGACGCACCUUCUCGCUGCGCCGUCCGCUCUGCCUGCAACAGAGGCGACGGCCAUGAGUGUGCCGAGUGGCGGCGCAGUGGGGAACCGAGAACCCCUGUGCUACGAGAAGAGACUCGCCGAGAGAGCCGCAGCAAGUGAAGACGCCAGACGGGAGACUCCCGGCGCAGAGAAAGCCUCGCCGAGCCUCGAAGUCGGAGAACUGCGUCCUGCGGUCCCAGAAACGUUCCGGCUGAUGCCGGUCGUCGGGGACCGCGCGACUGCGACGGGGGCGAGGAAAAGGAAAAAGAAGAAAGUGGGCUUCAGACGAAGAAGCGGAGACGGGGCCGAGCGACCCGAGAAGCCGCCGGUGGGAAAGGGCGGAUCUCUCUUCCUCCACCCUGCGCUAGGCGACGAUUCAGAAGGAGACUCAAGGAACGCCGACGACGAGGAGUCGCCCACGUCGCUCUGUUCUCCAGAGUGCUGCGGAUUCUUUUGGGGUCAGAGAUGGCACGUCAUGCAAGGUUGCCUCUGGGGCUGGGGCUUCACCAACAGACCAAGAGAAGGCGUGCGCUAUUACCUCAGCGAAAUCUUCGCCGCACUCAUCAUCGCUCUGACGCAAGUCCCGGAAGCAGCCUCGUUUGCCAUGAUGGCCAACCUGCCUCCCGCCAUCGGCGUCCACAGCGCGUGGAUCAUCGGCCUCUUCGCUUGUGGCCUUGGCGGGAGACCGGGGAUGAUCAACGGCGUCACAGGCUCUUUUGCCGCGACGAUUGGGGCGUACGUCGCGCGGACGUGUACGCAGUCUUCGUGCGUCUACGAAGGCGUCGAGACACUGGUUGCGUCGGUGUUUGUGGCGGGGGCGAUUUUGCUGGCUUUCGCCUACAGCCGUCUCGCGUGCCUGGUUCAGCUGAUUCCUGCGUCGGUCAUGAUCGGUUUCUGCAACGGCAUCGCCAUCAUCAUCUUCCUUGCGCAGCUCCAAAUCUUCAAAGACCCCGCGACUGCGGAGUACAUCACAGGCGCUCGCGCGGGAUGGAUGGCGGGCGAGUGUGUCUUGGCCGCUGUCGUCAUGGAAGGAUGGCGGAAAGUGCCGUUUGUGGGGAAGUUGUUGCCGGGGUCUUUGAUUUCAAUGGUUGCCGCUGGGCUGAUGGAGUUUCUCCUGGCGCGCAUGCUUUUCGACACGAAGACGCCGACGAUCGGAGAAGUCGCAGAAUUGACGGCAAACUCCGCGCUGCCUUCGCCCUUCUUCGCGGACUCGCGAUGGGACUUCUCCAACAACGUCGAGGUCCACAAAGCGCUCAUGCAAGGGCUGAUUCUCGCAGUGGUCGCGAUUCUUGAGACGCUGAUGACUGUCGAAGUAGUGGACAUUUACGCGGCGCAAGCAGCGUUGCCGCCGGAACCGGCUGAGCCUGCUGCAGGGCGGCGGCGAGAGGCCUUCCUCAAGCGGCUGCUUCCGCGCUCGCGCGAUCCUUCUGGCCCGGCACAGACGCCCCCCGCCGAGUCCCGCCCCCGGGGCUUCUUCUCGCCGGCGUCCUCCGGCGACAAACUCGGCGUGUACAACGUCAUCGGAGAACUUGCAAACCGCGAGGGAGAUGAGGGUGACGAGCGCGGCGACGGCGGGACGAAGGCGUCUUCGCGGAGCAACUGGUCAAAGCGGCGCGAAAGCGAAAGGGGACUCGGCGAGUGCGGCGAGGGCAUCCCUAUCGGUUUUGACGCGAAACCGAUGCGGCGCGGCGUCUCGUCGGAGAAUACUUCGCGGGGCUCCGGGAGUGUCUCCCCGCCCGCCUCGCUCAGGACAGAGACGGAGAGCCCCGUCGCGCACGCAGGGGAGCGGCGUUUUCUAGGGCGAGACGCCGAGACGCCCGAGGCGAACGCGAGGCGCCUGCCGUCCUCCGGCUCGGCGCCGAGGCCGGGUCGCGGGCCUGUCUCCGCUUCCACCCUCCUUGGAGAGGCCGAGGAAAGAGAAGCGUCUUCGCCUUCUCGCCGCGCGUCUCCACCGGGAGAAGGCGUAGAUCUCCCUUCGUUUUCUUCCUCGCGGGUGGCAACGGCGGCGCAGCCACGGAGAGCCGGGGAGACUGCGCACCGUGCGCGGACGCACUCUGUGGAGGCACCGUGGAGCGACAAAAGCGGCGACGAAGCGAGGCGAGAGGACGAAGACACGCGGGACGCCGUUGCGGUCCAGAUCGGACAAGACUCGGGGGCGACUCGAGGGCAGUGCUCAGUCUCGUCUCUGCUUUUGCGCGAGGACGAGGCGACGCGACAGCUCGGGGAGAUUUCGCGGGAGCUUCGCGGGCCGAGCGCUGCGCGUCUUGGCGAGGCCGCCUUUGGACGACCCAGACGAACCAAUGGAGGCACGAACGAGAGCGACGCUGGGGGCGAUCAAGCAGAGGUCGGUCAGGUUGACGCGGCAUUUGACGGGAAUGGCGAGGAGCGAAGAGGCGCAGCCUCGUGUGUGGGCGGGGCCGUGGGAGGCGCGGAGAAGCGAGAGACGAGUGGGGUCGUGCCGAACGAGACGCAGGAGUCGCGUGGAGGACGAAGAAAAGCCGCCGUGAAGGGAGACGGCGACCAGCAACUCUGGGCCGCCGGAAUCGCCAACGUCGUUUGCGCCUUCUUCGGCGGCAUGGGAGGCGGCGCCAUGAUCGGCCUCUCCGUCAUGAACCUGCGAAGUGGCGGCAAAGGAAAAGAAUCAGGUCUUCUGCAGGCGGUGUUUGUCUUUGUGUUGAUCGCGGCGGCCUACAAGGUGUUGAACUUCUUGCCGAUUGCGGCGCUGGCGGGAAUCAUGUUUUGCGUGGCGUUUCACACUUUCAAGUGGUUCUCUCUUCCCAUGGUCGUGGCCAGUUUCCUCCCCGAGACCCUCCGGUCUUUGCACCCCUGUCUCGUCCAGAAAAUCUCCCGCGCCGACGCAAUCAUCGUCGUCACCGUCACCAUCUGCUGCUAUUACGAAGUGCAAGGGCCACUGUGCUUCAGCACGGCCCACAAGUUUGAGAGCGCCUUCAACUACGACGAGGACCCGCCAACGGUCAUGUGCAUGCUGAGUGGUAACACUCGGUUGUUCGACUACAGUGCGAUGGCGAGCCUGGAUGCUGUUAGUCGCGGAUACAUGCGAAGAGGAAAAACGCUACACUUCAAGGGCAUGAGUCACGGAUGUUUGAACAUGAUGGCAAAGGCGAAUCACUUGAUGCAGCACAUGGACUACGAAUUGAUUGAGUUGGACGUACCGCCCAUCCAUCACCUGGUGGAGGUACACCCGGACGACGACCGGGAGUCGGCGUUCGCCGAGUCGCUUUUCGCGCCUUCGCAUCCGACGUCGCGGGCUUCUUUCUCGCGAAGAGGUCACCAGUCGUCCCUCGCGUCGCGAGCCCUCGACUCCUUUCCGCGACACAACUCGUCUUCUCUCUCGCGCGUUCGGACCGGCGCGGCGCGUCUGCAGCCAUCCGCGGAGGCCAGCGAGACACGAAGCGAGCGACGGCGAGACCAGGAAAGACUCGGGGAGACAUAUACGUCUAUAACCGACGAGGAGUCGCAAAAGGACGCCUACAAGCGGCAAGGCGUCUCAGACGCGUCGCGACGCACUGCAUGCGAAACGACUGCAGGUCCAAGUCUCUCGCUCACUCAGACCGUCUGUGUCGGCGAGCUGGGGGACUCAGAGGAGGCGCGCCCAGAGCCAGGCGGGAAGCCGCGACAGAGACGCAGCGCCGCCGAACGGAGAGAAGACUCGGAUCGAGACGAGGAGAUUGAGGGCGAGAAGAAAAGAGGGAUAGAAAAAUAG